AUGGUGGUUUUAUGCCUAGUUAUUUCCUUUUUUUUCUUUCCAAAACUUCUUUUAUUAAUUAAAGUACAUGAUGUUUCAUAUAGUGAACUAAGCGACAUGAAUCCUUUUACCUUGCAUCCAUCCAUGGCUUUGAACAACACAAAGCCCGUUUUGAUGCUCCUGAUUCCCCUCCUAAUGCUGCAUCGCAACUCCGACACAUCUUUCGAAUUCCCCAACUUUUCAGGGCCAUACGCGAGCGAGCUGAUAACGCUCCAAGGCGACGCCUUCGAGUCAAAGGGCGUCAUAACGCUAACGAAGGUCCAAAACGGCGCAAUGAUGCCCAACAGCGCCGGCAGAGCCACCUACGCUCUUCCCGUGCGCCUCUGGAACUCACAAACGGGCAAGGUGGCACGCUUCAACACCACCUUCUCCUUCGAGAUAACCUACGGUUUUGAUUUAGCAGAAACCGGCGAUGGAAUCUCUUUCUUCCUCGCACCCUUCCACUCCCAAAUGCCCCCACAUGCAGACGGUGGAUACCUCGGACUCCUCAGCCCCGACACUGCCUUAAGAAACACCGACAAGAACCAACUUGUCGCGGUUGAAUUCGACAUGCACCCCAAUUCGUGGGACCCUGCCGUUCCCCACAUUGGCAUUGAUGUUAACUCCAUCGCUUCGGUGAAAACGGUGCCGUGGAAAAACGUCGUGGGCUUGCUGAUAGUGUUCGCCACUGUGACGUAUGAUCCUGUGUCGCAAAAUUUGAGCGUGGCAGUGCGUGACGGACCUACGGCUAGCCUCGUGAUCGAUUUGAAGAGCGUUCUGCCAGAAUGGGUAAGCGUUGGCUUCUCCGGCUCCACCGGAAAAUUCACUGAAGUGCACGAUAUUCACUCGUGGAGUUUCAGUUCUAGCUUCGAUUAG
Messenger RNA from Cajanus cajan (pigeon pea), 894 nucleotides. The record is from RefSeq and is a predicted model, not a curated record. NCBI's taxonomy places the organism in Eukaryota, Viridiplantae, Streptophyta, Magnoliopsida, Fabales, Fabaceae.